AUGAGCCUGGCUGCCGCUAAAUUUCGCCGCUCCAAUGACAUCCCUCGCGACAGCGACCAGCAAAGCCGACCCAAGAGCCAAAGACAGGCCAGGAAGUCAUUCAACGAUGCCAGAGGGCGGCCUACCACCGCAACAUUAGACGAGCCUCAGUCCCCACCGUUAGAAUCACGAACCUCUACUACAUCAAACGGAACAUCUCUGACGACUCCGGCGUAUCGCCCCUCCGAAUCCUCGAGGUCUGAUGCUAGUUCCACCGACAACGCCUUGCUAUCAAGCCCCAAUACCACGCCUAAGAAGACUCCAACAUCUUCUAUCUUCCGCUUAAGAAGAAUGAAAAAGACGCCAGAACCCAUGUUCCCCUUAGCACACUUGCCACAAAAGAGCAGAGUCGGAGCCACCGGGCAGUCGGCAUCCGCAUUGAGCGUGGCCACCACGCCCCGUCCAGCCUCGGCGCAAAGUGCCACGACCCCAAGACCAAAUAUUGAUGGCAUAGAGAGCAGGCAAGGCUCGCAAUACUCCACAAUUGCUGCCCUACAGAGAGCAGAUAGCCGGUCUGGGCAGUCAUCACCCACCAGGGUCAGUGUGUUGCGUGGCCGUUCCUCGACUAUGAGCUCACUAGGGCGUGACUCGACCGACGAUCACCUCGUGCUCCCACAAGCCCGUACUUCAAUCUCAACUGGAAGAAAGAGCUUCGGAGACUUGUUAGGUAUAAGCCGCCUUCGUCAAAAUUCAGAUCUUGCACGCCAAGGAACUCUCACUCCAUUGACGCCGGGUUCUGUUCCCUCCAACCAUAAUUCUUUCCAGUUGAGCCGCGAUACUAUAACUUUACCAGAAAGACAAAACGACGAGUCCGCAACUAAGUAUCUGGAACGGCUGGAAGCGGAUGUUCCACGCGGCAUCAUCGCAGCGAGCUUAGCCAAGACUCCGGAUCAAUUCUUCGGCACAGUCUUGCGAAGCUACAUGAGGCGCUUUGGCUUCUUUGGCGAUCCCAUGGAUAUGGCUUUGAGAAAACUUCUCAUGCAGGCUGAGCUACCCAAAGAAACACAGCAAAUCGACAGGUUUUUGCAAGCCUUUGCAAACCGGUACCAUGAAUGCAACCCAGGCAUCUACUCUUCUCCCGAUCAGGCAUACUUUAUCGCUUUCUCGCUGCUCAUUCUUCACACUGAUGUGUUCAACAAGAAUAACAAACAUAAGAUGCAAAAGUCAGAUUAUGUCAAAAACACGCGUGGAGAAGGCAUCUUCGACGAUAUACUAGAGUGUUUCUACGAUAACAUAUCAUACACUCCCUUUAUCCACGUUGAGGAUGAGAUAGACCUGGCGGCCGACCGAAAUGCAACUCAUAAUUCGAAGAGGAAACCUCUUAUCCCCGCUCCAGGUGGCGAUACUGCUGCUCGUGCGGCAAAGGAGCCCAUUGAUCCAUACACACUCAUUUUUGAGGGAACCCUUGAACCAUUACGACCGAAUUGGAAAGACACUAUGUAUUUGGAAGAUCACUUCAAUUAUCUGGGUACAGCAACUUCCCUCAAUAUGAACGAUCUGCAGAAGACCUUCUUUCGUACAGGCGUCCUGCAAAUUGUAUCACCGAGAUCCCGACCCGAUGCUUUCAUGUCUGAAAAGACCGCUACCAACCCCGAUGAGGCUCCGCAGGGAAUUGUCGAUAUUAAAAUCACAAAGGUCGGCUUGCUGUGGCGCAAGGACGCCAAAAAGAGGAAAACUAGAUCACCUUGGCAGGAAUGGGGAGCUAUCCUCACUGGCGCACAGCUGUACUUCUUCCGCAACACAAGCUGGGUAAAGAGUCUCGUGCACCAAUACGAAAACCACAUCAAAGCUGGGCACGAUGGCGUCCCUAUUACUUUCAACCCUCCCCUUCAUGAGUUCAAGCCAGAUGCAUUGAUGUCGACGCACGGGGCGGUGGCCUUGCUGGACACAACAUAUAAAAAGCAUAAAAAUGCAUUCGUCUAUGUACGACAAGAAGGACUUGACGAAGUUCUCCUUGCGGACAAUGAAGACGAGCUGAAUGACUGGCUAGCUAAGCUGAAUUAUGCUGCUGCCUUUCGGACGUCAGGCGUGAAAAUGCGCGGCAUUGUUGGCGGGAACUACGAUGGUCAAGGCAGGAGAGGUAUGAGACGCCUCGAUAGCUCCGAUGGCAUUCAACUUGUCCAAACGCCUACUGGACCUGUUACGAUUGCGCGUGGAAAGAUUGACUUCAAGAUGGCCGAGGACAUUCAGAUUGCACGGCGCGGAUACAUGAAAGCGCGGAUCGCAGAGUCAAAUCACAAAGUAGAGGAGGCCCACAAGCAACUCGAAGAGCAGCUACGAAAUGCUCGCCAUCUUCAAAUACUAGCACCGAUACAACCGCGGACACGGGAAAGCCUUCUAUCUGCUGCUGCUCGUAUGAGUGCGCAGCUCAAGUGGACUCGCAUGCAGAUUUGGAAGGAGACUUGCCACCGAGACAUCUUACUCCAAGACUUGAACGAAGAGCUUCCAGCAUCCCCAGCUUUGUCAACGCCAAGCAAAAAACAAAAUUUGGAGCCGGCUGGUUCGCCAACCCCGAAGUCUGCUGUUGUGAGGACAGAAUCCAAAGCGACCAAGCACAGCACAAGCGAAAACGGCUCCGUCACCCCUGUAGAGCCAUCCGCUUUCCAACUUCCCAGUGUAGCAAAUGCGCCCAACGGCAACGAGGCACUCAAAGAAAGCGAGCCCGAUUCGGCGUCUUGCACAAGUGCGGCAUCACCGACUCCGAUAUCUAAUCCUGUCUCGAAGAGGGCAAGGCGUCAAAGUGAACCUGAGAAUACACAGCCACGCAAAUCCAGUGACUUGGACGAUAUGGAUGCCGAAGAGCGAGAUCUACUGAGGCAGGCAGGGCUUCUAAGAGACACAACCAGGAAAGACACUGCUGACAAGCCGAAUACACCUCUCGCCACCGCCGACGCUACGGACACAGCAGCUGAACGUGACAAGCUGGAGAGAACGAAAGUCCGCCGCAGUCUUCAGCGUACUCUUAGGGAGAGUGCGGGUCACCUGUCUCAUCACAGGAGUAGGAGAGGAAAAGAAACUGAUUUCACGCGAUCCGAGGAAACUGGAAGAGAUCACAUGCUAUCACGCGGCACGGGUAGCUUUGUUGUCCACGGCAAGAAGGCUUCGGUUAUUAACUUGGGCACUGAAAUCCAAAGCAUGUCCAAUGAUGAUAAAAUCAUUGCAUUGAAACUUCAGCAUCAGGGUGAUCAACCUCCGUCCCCUAGCCUAAGUUACGGCGGCGAUGAGGAUUUUCAUUCUGCUAUUGAAGCCUCUUUGGAAGGUGCCGAGUCGCGCAACCGACGUGAAUCUGCCGCAAGCGCAAAUACGGCUACUGCAUUGAGUUUCAGAGAGCUUCACCGGAAAUAUUCGUCAGCACAAGCUGCUAGGACUGUUUCCGCUGGCGGACGUCUUGCAAUUCCGUCCGAUGCUGAGAGUGAAGCUGCCUUGAGUUUUUCCGAUGGACGGAGGUCCUCGUUACCACCUAUUGAAACGGAGUCAGAUGAGGAAGAUGUUAAAUCAGACACAAAUGGGAAGUCUGCGACAGAAACUGCUCUCGAUCUGCGAGCUGGAAAUAGCUCUGAUAGCAACAAUGACAGCGAAGAAGAUGAAGUAGGGGAGGGGGUCGGUUCGAACCAACACCUUGCCAAGCUUGCCAGUCGCGCAUUGCGAGUUGCAGAUACAUAG
Molecule: messenger RNA, 3702 nt
Organism: Cordyceps fumosorosea ARSEF 2679
Lineage: Eukaryota; Fungi; Ascomycota; Sordariomycetes; Hypocreales; Cordycipitaceae
Product: guanyl-nucleotide exchange factor
Exons: 1
Coding region: 1-3702 (1233 amino acids)
Biological process (GO): regulation of ARF protein signal transduction
Molecular function (GO): guanyl-nucleotide exchange factor activity
Source: RefSeq, a predicted model, not a curated record